AUGACGGGCCAACCUACCUUGAAUGGCGCGGCUUUUUGUGUUUUCGACGUGGUUGUUGCUCGUGGACUGCUACUCCUUGGUUCGCAUACCUUGAAUAGCGACAUCCCAUCUUCAAAGGUUGUCCCUGCACCACUCUUGCCAUAUCGUCGUCUGCGAGUUUUUAGGCGUAUUCACAUCACAGCCCUUCACCAAGCCUUCACUGACAAAGUGGGAAAAGAUUCCGCACGAACAGCCAUUGCCCUGUCCGGAGAACUUCAAGUUAUCGAGCAGGCCACAGCUCCCACAGCCCGCCUAUUCAAUAUGUGUCAGUUCAUCCAUCUGAAUGCACUGUGCGGCCACCAUCGACCGAUUGUCUUGGCCGGGCCCUUCUGCCAAGAGUUAAAGCGGCAGCUCCUGGCCAUUUACGGCCCGGUCUACGACUACUACUUGCCCGAGCUGGCGGAACCGGCUUCCAUUCCGUUCCGGAUGGACCCGGCGACCUGCGAGCCCAACGCGACCAACACGUUCGUGGUCUGGAUGUGGUGCGGCUGGGAGUGCCGCAACAGCUAUGACGCCACGGGUGCCAUCGAGAUACAGUUUGGGGGCGGCGCUUGGAAUGCACCGGUCGCUGCGCCGGUACGUGCCCUUGGUGAGCCGGGUGCUGUGUUUGGUGUUGAGAGGGUUGGUGUGGGCUGGCGGGACCAGCAGGGGCCAGCCUGGAGGGAUAUCGAAGGAAACGGCUGGUGA
Messenger RNA from Truncatella angustata, 726 nucleotides. RefSeq lists its product as uncharacterized. The record is from RefSeq and is a predicted model, not a curated record. The coding region runs from base 1 to 726 and encodes 241 amino acids. The transcript is spliced from 3 exons. Lineage: Eukaryota; Fungi; Ascomycota; Sordariomycetes; Amphisphaeriales; Sporocadaceae.